GCAUCCGAAAGGAAAUUAGUCCAUUAGCUGAGGUAAGUCCAUUCAAAAUCAAAAUCAAAAUCUAGGGCUUGAUUGAAGGUGUCAUCGCAAACCCUCUUCUUCUCAACCGAAAAAUGACGCCGCCUCCUGGACCUUACUCCGGCACCAGCACCUUGGCUCUGGUGGCUCGUGUAUCAGCUUUCUCUUUCGGUCUUGUGUAUGGUAACAUGAAGCUCAAGUAUCUCAAGGCUAAAGCAAAGUCUCAGAAGAAAGCUGAAGCAAAGGCUCAUCAUUGAGAGAUAUACUUUGUUGAGAGUUAGGAGACUUGAUUUUUGCUGGUAUAGAAAUAAUGCAUAGCAAUGCAACUGUACCGAAUUUACGUUUUAAUGUAAAGCCUUGACCUUGGUGCUAUGGUUAUAUCUUUCUAAUGCUCUUUUUGUGGAGGUUGUUAACUUUGUCUUUCUGAGAAAUGCAUAUUUGGUCUUUCCUGGCCACCAUGAAAAA
This is a messenger RNA of Ricinus communis (castor bean), 483 nucleotides long. RefSeq lists its product as uncharacterized. Gene Ontology annotation, molecular function: proton transmembrane transporter activity. The coding region runs from base 114 to 275 and encodes 53 amino acids. Gene Ontology annotation, biological process: proton motive force-driven ATP synthesis. The record is from RefSeq and is a predicted model, not a curated record. The transcript has 3 exons. Lineage: Eukaryota; Viridiplantae; Streptophyta; Magnoliopsida; Malpighiales; Euphorbiaceae.